CGCUGAAGUACAUGCUGGCACAGCUACGAGCGGGCCAGAAGGCCAUAACUGGUGACAAUAUGAGCGAUUGUAUUGAGCGUGCGAUUUCAGUGCAGGUUUAGUAUAUCGGAAGUGAUGUUUUGAUGGUGUGUAAGUGUGUAAAUGAUUUUGCAACAUACAUCCGUCGGUUUUCUGACGUGUUUUACAUUCGCCAUGUGCUUUCUCUUACGCAACACAUGGCUACCCCGCAUUUUGCCUAAGGAAACGGCAACUAAAUCCGGGUUAGAGUGUUGGGGAGCGUCUCGUGAUUUGACAGCCAUCUGCCGCACCAAUUACUCUACUGUUACACCGAAAUUCCAUGGUAUCUUAUUCACCCUGUCUUCGUAGUAGAAUUAUGCUCAUUGGCUGAAAAAUGCACCCAAAACUUAAACCGCGGUUUAAGCGGCUGCGGUGAGCUACAUGUGCUGUCUUCAACGCCUGGUUAGGAAUGACGUACGUACGCCUUCAGGUAACCGACGGUAGCUCGGUUACUCUCGGUAAUUUCUGUUGCGUGGCGUAACGAUUUCUUAUUAGUCGUGAUCAAUACGAUUUGUGCUCUUUUUGCACGUAGAAAUUUGCACUAUUCAUGAGUAGACGCGUUUUUAUAGAUUUUUUCAUUUAACGCGUCGCGUCGCGUUUGUCCGUGAAGGUAAGCCGAUUCAAUAUUAACGAAUUGUUGUGUCGACACAACAAAUAACUAGAGCAAUCCCGGGUAAUUGAACACAAAUCACUUUAUUGUUUUACAGUACUGCAUCAUUUGUGUUAUUUUUUUAUUUUCAAUUUAUUUUUUUUUUAUUUUAUUUUUUUGGUUUGUUUUUGAAUUUUACUAAAAAUUAAAUUUCUAUACGUUCUUCGGUUAACCUAAGCUCAAUACCUAAAAACUCCUUGAAUACUCCCAUAGCAUUUUCGUCGUCUAGAUUUUUAAAGUUUCUACACAUAUCCCUAGUAUUACCUCGCAUAUCCAAUAACGUUUGUUUCCUUUCAUAGGUCCCUUCCCUUCGUCUCCCUUUGAUUUCUCUGUUCGAAACGAAAACCUUAUGCUCUAAGAUGACUGAAAGAACGAAUGUUGAGUGUUUGGAGCUGAAAAAAAAAGACUUUGUGUUGGAUACGAAUUCUUACAAUCAGCAAUAUGCUAGUAUUUACUUUGCACGGUUAAACAAACUUAUGCCUCGUACUAUUGACGCGGCGCGCACGAAAUGGCCAAAAUACAAACAGCUGGAUCGUGUUUUGGAAGUUAAAAAAGAUCAAGUUGCUUGGAUCGUUGGUACCGUGUAUCUUUCGCUUGCCUUGAAACCCAAUGUUUUGGCAGACGUGACUUCUACACACACAAUUAAUACAGAAUUAGACGACUCUCUUUAUGUUAAUCCGAAUGAGGCAGACCCAUCAAAUAUGAAAUGUUUCAUUGAAGAUGGGUUUGGACGAGUAGAGUGUGUUUUGUCUUCAGUCAUACCCUACAACCUUGUUACAGGCGUCGUAGUGGCAGCAUUGGGCCACGAGGACGAACAAGGUCUGUUCCUUGUGCAGGAUGUAUGUACGGCUGGAAUGGGAAACAUUUCUAUUCCUCGACCACUACAAACGGAUUGCUAUAUUGCCUUAAUGAGCGGGCUAGGUUUGGCUAGCGACACCCUCGAACAUGUUCAUGUACACUUAGCAGUUGAGUUCUUACGAGGUCAGCUACCAAUGUUUGCAGAUGUGCAAGCUUCACAGAUUGCAAGGCUUCUGCUCUUAGGCAAUUGCCUCGCAUCUCCGACAGUUAUUCGUGAAAAUUUAUUGACGAAAUUAGCCAAAUCAAAAAAGAAACAACCGAAGCGUUACGGUUACGAUACCUCUCUAUACGACCCCAACCCCAUGGUGCAUACAGACAAUCUUUUAUACGAGCUUUGUUCUUCUAUUGAUGUCACACUAAUGCCUGGUGCAUUUGAUUUUUCCACCAGAGUGCUUCCCCAACAACCCCUGCACCCAGCUCUUCUGACGCGUUCCAAAGAAUGGCUUCAGUCUUCGUUACAGACAACGACGAAUCCUACCUGGCUUGAGAUAGAAGGGCGCUCCAUUCUUGCAACUAGUGGUCAAAACAUAGAGGAUCUGCACAAGUAUUAUCCUGACAACAGCCCUCUUGCGUUAAUGGAAGCCUCUUUAAACUGGAACCACAUUGCCCCAACGACUCCCGAUACCUUGUGGUGUUACCCAUUCCCAGACAAGGAUGUGUUUAUCAUUGAUAAGAUGCCUCACGUAUACAUGUGCGGCAAUCAGCCUUCCUUUGGAACAAAACCUAAUAAAACAAGCAAAUGGUGGCUACUGCCGGCUUAUCUCGGUACCUAAUUUCAGCGAAACGGGUACUCUGGUGCUGCUCAAUUUAAAAAAUCUCGAGGUUAAAACUGUAAACUUCUUGUCAGAAACUGCCAAGUAAAUUUGCAUUUUGAGAUAAAAAUAUGCUCUCGUUCGUCAUUCAUUACUCACUAAAAACUGUCACUAAAAUAAGUGACCAUCGUGCGUUUUUUUCAGAUUUAUUGUAGCGUGCGCAUCCGACACACAAGCAUGUACCAAAGUACGUUUGUCUUUAGGCACAUGUAAACGAUCAAGGAGCUCCUCUGCCUUUUGAGGAAUAACUGGUUGAAGAAAGAUUCCGCACAUACGAAGAAGUUGCGCAACGAGGUUAAUUGUGCAAGUACGUAACGAAGCAUCUGUAUCUGGA
This is a messenger RNA of Schizosaccharomyces japonicus yFS275, 2710 nucleotides long. Its product is annotated as DNA polymerase delta small subunit Cdc1. Gene Ontology annotation, cellular component: delta DNA polymerase complex. NCBI's taxonomy places the organism in Eukaryota, Fungi, Ascomycota, Schizosaccharomycetes, Schizosaccharomycetales, Schizosaccharomycetaceae. Bases 1066 to 2337 code for a protein of 423 amino acids. The record is from RefSeq and is a predicted model, not a curated record. The transcript has 2 exons. Gene Ontology annotation, biological process: DNA replication; DNA strand elongation involved in mitotic DNA replication; DNA synthesis involved in UV-damage excision repair. Gene Ontology annotation, molecular function: DNA binding.